This is a messenger RNA of Scheffersomyces amazonensis, 1877 nucleotides long. Its product is annotated as amino acid/polyamine transporter I. Gene Ontology annotation, cellular component: membrane. Gene Ontology annotation, biological process: transmembrane transport. The record is from RefSeq and is a predicted model, not a curated record. Gene Ontology annotation, molecular function: transmembrane transporter activity. NCBI's taxonomy places the organism in Eukaryota, Fungi, Ascomycota, Pichiomycetes, Serinales, Debaryomycetaceae. Bases 219 to 1877 code for a protein of 552 amino acids. The transcript has a single exon.
CUUUAUUGAUUUACUGAUAACGAUUAACAAUGAAAAGUAUAGUAGAUAACCCAAAUUGACGGGUUUAUUGUGCAGCAUUACUUUUAUAAUAAGCCUAUCUUUAAUCUGUUGAAUUGUGUGUUGCAAAUCAAUUUCAACACCUUCACCUAACUAUAUAACCACAUGGAUCUGUCCCUUUUCUGUAACUUUACAAUUAUUAAUUGACCAACCAAAACCAAAUGAAUACAAUCAAAUCAAGAACAGAGGAACAUAUUCACAAUGUUCUUUCUAACCGAUCUGAAUUAAGACAUAUUGAUCCUCUUCAUGCUCAAAAUGAUGUGGAAUUAUUAGCUCAGAUUGGUUAUAAACAAGAACUCGAUAGACACUAUUCUAUUCUUCAAGUAUUUGGAAUAGCCUUUAGUAUUAUGGGUUUACUUCCUUCAAUUUCUUCAACAAUUGCUACAGGGUUAGAAGGUGGUCCAGCCUCUUUAGUUUGGGGUUGGAUGCUUUCAAGUAUAUUUAUAUUUUGUACUGGUACUUCUAUUACAAUCUUAGGUUCUUCAAUGCCAACUUCAGGUGGAUUAUAUUAUUAUACUAAUUAUUAUGCACCUGAUAUAAUUAGAGUCCCAUUAAGUUUCCUUAUUGGAUGUUCCAAUACUUUGGGACUUAUGGGAGGAAUAUGUUCUAUUUGUUAUGGAUUUUCAGUAGAAGUUCUUUCAGCUGUAUCUAUCAGUACUGAUGAAACUUUUGAAAUUACAAAUGCUAAAUUAUAUGGAGUUUUCGCUGCUUGUGUAGUUUCAAAUGUUAUAGUAUGUUGUCUUACUACUAAACAUACUGCAUCUUUACAAACUGUAUCCAUUGUAUGGAACUCAUUUAUAAGUCUUCUCUUUCUUAUUGCUGUACCUAUUGGAGUAAGUAGAUCUCAUUCCUUUAAUAAUGGAGCUUAUAUAUUUGGAAAGAUUGAAAACUUUAGAACUUGGAGUCCUGGUUGGUCAUUUAUGCUUUCUUGGAUGCCAGCUAUAUGGACAAUUGGUGGCUAUGAUUCUGUUAUACAUUGUUCAGAAGAAGCAAAACAGGCUCAAAAGGCUAUUCCUUAUGGAAUUUUAGGUUCAAUUGGGGCAUGCUGGAUCAUUGGUUGGGCUAUCUGUAUAGUUUGUGCAGCUUCAAUUAAAGAUGGUAAUACUCUUGCAACUUUAGAAACUGCUACUGGAUCACCAAUGGCACAAAUUAUAUAUGAUAGCUUAGGCAAAGAUUGGGCAGUGGCAUUUAUGGCAAUGAUUGCUGUUGGUCAAUAUAUGAUGGCAUGUUCUAUUAUGAUAGCUGCUUCAAGACAAAUAUGGGCUUUUGCUAGAGAUGAUGGAUUACCAAUUGUAUACAAUUUUAUUAAAUAUGUUAAUCCAAUUAUUAAAGUACCUAUUAGAGCCACCAUGUUUGCUGGUUGUGCAUCUUUAAUUCUAGGAUUAUUAGUCCUUGUUGGACCUGCGGGUGCUAAUGCACUUUUCUCAUUAGGAGUUGCUUCAAAUUUAUUAGCAUUUGGAAUGCCAGUUUUCUUAGUGGUCUUACCUUAUGGAAGAAAGAAGUUUAUACCAGGAUUAUUCUACUUAGGUGAUCUAGGUUCUUAUAUGGUUCAUAUUGUCACAAGUUGUUGGGUUGGUUAUGUUAUAGUCAUGUCGAUGUUCCCUGACAACAAAGGUGUUGAUGCAUCAACUAUGAAUUAUACUGUUGCAGUUAAUUUGAGUGUUUGGAUAUUAUGUCUUAUUUACUUCUUUGUAUAUGGUUAUAAGUUCUAUUCUGGACCUAAGUCUAAUCUUGAUAGAGAAAUUCCCGAGAGUAUUAAUGGUCAAGAACCUGAAAUGACUUUUGAUCAAGUCAUGGAUUACGACAAAGAGAAAGUUUAG